This is a messenger RNA of Closterium sp. Naga37s-1, 3477 nucleotides long. The record is from the annotation of a GenBank genome assembly. NCBI's taxonomy places the organism in Eukaryota, Viridiplantae, Streptophyta, Zygnematophyceae, Desmidiales, Closteriaceae.
AUGGCGGAACCGCCAUACGAAACAACACGGGGCCGCGCUUCGUACUCUCAGCAAUUUCCGGGGGACGAUGCCGAGGCGGCGCCAGAGUGGCCGCCGCCGGGGCCGCCAUUGUCGGCGAAAGCGGCGGCAGCGGCCGACGCAAACGUCGCACAAUCUUCGGAGCGCCGCGACGGUCAAUCUCUUCCCGACAUUGUUGUCUGGGCAAAGGGCCCCUUGCACGACCGCCUAGACGCACUCUGCGCGGGCUACGGCGUUGGCGCUCUGCUUUCCGCCGCCAGUGUCGCAACAUCUACAGCAACAGAAGCACAAGGAGACGCAGAAACCGCGUCUUUCACCGCUAGUGCUUCUGCUUCCACCGUCGACGGGGUGCUUCCGCUUCCGCUUCAACUCGCCUUCUCCGCAAACGACUCGCGGAGCUCCUCCCCGCGCGCCCCCCUGCAUCGCCCCCUGCGCGUGGCCGUGCUGUGGCUGCCCGAACCCGCGCUGCCCCACUCCCGCGUGCACCACCUCCUCGCGCCCCUGCCGCCCCUCUCCGCGCUCGCGCCCGAGUCCAGUGGCGAAGCGGAGGGCACCGGUGGUCAAGAAGACUUCAGCAUCACUCUACGCAUUCCUCAACCCGCAUCAUCGACAGAAGACCGCCAGUCGUCCCAACAAGCCUCUUCCUCCUCCACCACCUCUCACCCCUCCCGACCACUCCGCCUUUCUCUUUUCCUCGCCUCCUCUCUCUCACCCCUCCUUCCUAGCCUCUCCGCCCUCGACCAAUCCCAGCUGCACACGUCACUGCACCGCUGCUACAGCCUGCUACAGCCGUCCCAGCCAGUGCAGCGGCUCAUAGCCAAGGAGAACAUGACACGUGUCAGACAAAGCACAGGUGUCUACCUGGAACCCGUUUCCCUCUCCACCUAUCCCUCCUCCCCCUCCCCCUCCGCCUCCGCCCUCCCCUCCGCCUCCCCGCACCCCACGUGCGCCUCCUGUCCGCCGUCGCUCCUCGUCAACUGCACGGCGCGGCGCCUCAUGUGGUUCUUCCUGCGCGCGCCGCACGCCGACGCCACCGUCGCCGCCUUCUUCCCCUCGCAAGCGCUCGCCGUCGCGCGCUCCUUCCACGCCAACCGCCAGCCGCACCUGCUCUCCGCCACGCUGCGCCGCGCCGCGCUGUGCCGCCCGAACCCCCGGUGGGGGGAGGCCGCUCCGCCCGAAGUUCCCCCCGCGGCGCUGAGCGUGAAAGAGAGCGAGAAGCGGUGGUGGGUGAAACAGAUGGUGCGACGGAUGCUCGUGGCGGGGGAGGGGGAGGAGGAGGAGAUGCAGGAAGCGCGCGCGCAAGGCAGUGCGCGUGGGAGCGGCAAGGGGCGGCCGCGGAGGCAGUCGAUUCUGUGCGCGCGGCUGGAAGCGGCGGAGCUGUUUGCGCUGGCGCAGGCGCGCGGACUCAUCCACGCGCAACACUCCCCGCAGGCGGACCUCGUGCACGCGCAGGCGCGCGCGCGCGGAGCUGUUGUGGUGGUGCGGGAUGUGAAUGUCGCGCCCGAGAGUGAACCCUUGGCGGACGAUAGCGGGCAAGGGGAGGAGCGCGCGGGAGAGGGGGAGGAAGGGAGAGCAGCGGGCGGAGAAGGUGGUAUGGGUGAGCAAGAGGCAGCAGGGGGGGGGAGUGAGGGCAUUGCGGAGAGCACGGGGAAUGGGUGGGCGGGUGCUGACGGUGCGGGUGUUAGGGCUCUUCCGCGGCGCCUGAGCGCGACGGAUGGUCCCAGUGGUGGUGAAGGAGGUGCAGCGGUGUGGUUUGAGGUGGAGAGGGCGCUGUGUGAUGCGCCGGCCAUGAAGCCCAUCACGGAGCACCGCGUGGGGCAGCAGCUCAUAGUUGUACUGCAACCAAUGCGCCUUGCACCUCUUCACCUCUCACUCGAUUCUCUCUCUCUCUGUCCCCUUCCCGUGCCCCUCCCUGCGCUCUCCCUUCCCUGCGCCCUCCCCGCGCUCCCCCUUGCCCCUCCCCGCGCCCUGCACACGUGCACCACUCCAGAGUCCCUGGGGGUGUUCUACUGCGCGGUACCCAAGGCCGCCUUUUCACUCGCCUCAAAAAGUCCCUGGGGGUUUUCUACUGCGCUGUACCCAAGGCGGCGCCCUCCCUGCCCUCUCCUGCCCCUCCCUGCGCCUUCCACCCCCCCCACCCCCGCAUGCGCCACACCAGAGUCCCUGGGAGUGUUCUACUGCGCGGUGCCCAAGGCGGCCUGCACCAGCUGGAAGAUGUGGAUGCGCCAGCAGCACCACGAUCCAAACGCCGCCGACCGCGCCUCCGUGCACCGCCCCUACCGCUCGCACCUCCCGGCCGUCUGGUUCGGCAUGUCCGAGCCUGAGGCCAUCCGAGCCGUCACCCGGCGGGACCUGGUGCGGUUUGUGUUUGUGCGGAACCCGUUCUCACGUCUGGUGUCGGCGUACAUGGAUAAGGUGGUGCAGGGGGAGGGCAUCGGCAUGCGCAUCCGCAUCGGAUGGACUCUGGUGAGUCAACACGUGUGGAUAAGCAGGGUGUGUGAGAAGUGGGGAGGGAGUAAGGGGGGGAUUUGGGUGGAUGUGUGGCCCUCUUCCCUUUUCACUUGCUCGCCCUCUUCUGCUCGCCAUCUCCUGCCAUGCUGCCGUCUCACAUCCUGCCAUCGUCGUGCCCCUCAUCCCUGUCUCCUCCCCUUCUCUCGUGUCCACUCACCUUGUCCUCCACUCCCACCCCUCCCACCCCUCCCACCCCAUCCCUCCCUCCCCUCACAUGCCUCCUUCUCCCCUGUCAACCCCUCCCCUCUUCCCACCUCAUCUCCUCCCUCUCCCAACCCCCCCCCCUCCUCCCUCUCCCCCUCCCCUCCUCCUCUCCCUCCCCCACACCCACCACAGCGCUUCUUCUUCCGCUUGGCGACAGUCAGCCGCCAAACGCACCGCCCAUUCGCCCUCUCCGACCUCGCCCACCCCUCGCGCCUCUCCCCCGCGCUCUCCCCGUGGGGCGCGCUGCGCCUGAUGCUGGGCGCGGUGGUGAGCUUCAAGGAAUUUACUCGCCUGGUGGAGGAGGCCCGGCGGAUGGACGAUCUCGUGGCCAUGGACAACCACCUCGCGCCACAGACCUUCGUGUGCGGGUUGAACCACAUAAAGUACGACGUGGUGGGGCGCUUUGAGCACAUGCAGCAGGACGUGCAGGCAGUGCUCUCCGCACUCGGCAAGCCCGCCGUGGCAGAGGAAGAGCAAGGCACGGAGGCGGGCGCGGGUGCGGGGGCGGGGGCGGGGGCGCGGAGAGCAGCAGGCAAGGUGGAGGACCCGUUUGCGGCGGGCAAGGGCGUGCACUUCACAAACUCGUCCAACCGCGUGUUUGACAUGAUUCAAGACAAGGUGUGUGCUGCUUGUACGGAGACGUAUCUGAGGGUGAAGCGGAUAUACGCCAUGGACAUGCACUCCACGCUCAACGAUCUGCAGUACGACCCACCCGCAGAUUUGGCAAAGAAGUUUGAAGGUUGA